AUGAUCAUUGGAGGAGGGGAGGAACUUCCUGUUGGUUACCCUUGUGAAGGCUGCCGCAGAGGACAGACAGCUGGUUUUGCUGCCAGGAAAGAUACACCAUUGCUGACUGGCCAAGCAAUUGGAUGUCGUGCAGCAGUAGAGAUGCUGGCAAAAGAGAAGACAAGGGCUCAGCAGUUAAAGUCUGCUGCAACUUCUGAGACUCCAAAUUCAGCCAUCUUCAGAGAGGCCAGCACCCAGACAUUCUCAGUUGCCACCAGCCAAGGCUAUGUUAUACCCGAAGGCAGAGUCAUUCCAAACACUGUUUUUGUUGGCGGAAUUCAUGUUAGGUCUGCUGCAACAUCUGUGACUCCAAAUUCAAUCAUCUCCAGAGAGGCCAGCACCCAGAUGUCCUCAGCCGCCACCAGCCAAGGCUAUGUUUUACCCGAAGGCAGAGUCAUUCCAAAUACUGUUUUUGUUGGCGGAAUUGAUCUUAGGAUGGAUGAAACUGAAAUCAGGGGUGUCUUUGCUAGAUUUGGCUCAGUAAAGGAAGUGAAGAUAAUCAGUGAUAGAUAUGGUUUGUCCAAAGGCUAUGGAUUUGUGUCAUUUUGUAACAACGUGGAUGUGCAGAAGAUAAUAGAAUCACAGAUAACGUUUCAUGGUAAAAAGCUAAAUCUGGGCCCUGCAAUCAGGAAACAAAAUAUAUGUGCUCAUCAUAUGCAGCCAUGUCCUUUGAUUUUUAAUUCUCCUCUGCCACCAUUUCAGAGUGUUGGAAGUAGUCCAAACACUGAAAAUUUCAUGCAGCCUCCAGCCAUGUUGAAUCAUCCUGUUACUCAGUAUGUUCAGGCACAUCCUCCUUACCAAAGUUCACCAGUUCACAUGUCCACUGGAUGCCAGCUUCCUGUUUAUAAUUAUCAGAUGUAUGCUGCUGUUAACUACUACUCUAAUGAAGUUGAAACUGGAGUUGAAGUUUUGCCAAAUGAUAGGGUGGUGCAUGAAGCUACUCCAGCCUCUGGAAAUGGCCAACAAAAGAAAUUUGUGGACCGAAGCAUACAGACUUUGGAGUCCUGUCUGUUCCAACCAGAGAACAGAGUGAAAAACUCCCAUCUUGCUCAGGAUAACUACUCGAAGGAUAAACGUGUGUGUCAAUUUCGAAGAGGCCAGGCAGUGAUGAAAUCUGAUUGA
Molecule: messenger RNA, 1161 nt
Organism: Jaculus jaculus (lesser Egyptian jerboa)
Lineage: Eukaryota; Metazoa; Chordata; Mammalia; Rodentia; Dipodidae
Product: deleted in azoospermia-like
Exons: 11
Coding region: 1-1161 (386 amino acids)
Molecular function (GO): mRNA 3'-UTR binding
Source: RefSeq, a predicted model, not a curated record